UCUUUAUUGUUUCUCCUUUUGUACAACCAAUUAGAAAAAAUGAGGCUGUGUAAACCUGUAAGGCCAUGCACGCUCCCGGCAACCACACUGAGAGCCGCUGCCACUGACCAUUGCUCUUUCCAUAGCUGCACUAUCACUGAUCAGCCUGCUACUCGAGCCAACAAGAAGUUGGUACAAAGACAACGGGUCAGGGAGUUGGAGCGCCUGCUUGAACCAAUUGACACCAGCGGGUUUACCCCUCAUUGCAUCGGGAAGAAGUGGAUGGAAUACCAAGGAAUCCAGAACUGGGAGGGUCUACUUGACCCUUUGGACGAUAAGUUACGCAGCGAGAUUCUUAGAUAUGGGGAAUUCGUGGAAGCAGUAUACAAGUCUUUGGACUUUGAUGCCUCUUCUCCUACAUAUGCAACAUGCAGGUUUCCGGCCAAAAACACAAUGCUUGAGUGCGCGGGACUAAGCAAAACCGGUUACGCCUUGACCAAGUAUUUGUAUGCCACGUCAGGAAUCAAGCCUCCACGUUGGAUUGAAAAGGUACCAAGUUGGAUGGCAACUCAAUCCAGCUGGAUUGGCUAUGUUGCGGUAUGUCAAGACAAGAAGGAAAUCUCGAGGCUUGGCCGGAGAGAUGUGGUAAUUGCUUAUAGAGGAACAACUACCUGCCUUGAGUGGCUUGAAAAUUUUCGAGCAACUCUCACUCACCUGCACCUGAACCAGCCUGAUGACGCUCAACAGGAAGAACAGAAGAAGCAUGUUAAUAGCUUCGCCGAAGCCCCAAUGGUGGAAAGUGGGUUCCUGAGCCUCUACACUUCUCGGUCAGGCACGUCACCAAGUCUCCAAGAAAUGGUCCGUGAUGAGAUGUCACGGUUACUCCAAUCUUAUGGGGAUGAGCCUCUGAGUAUAACCAUAACAGGACACAGUCUGGGUGCAGCACUGGCUACGCUCACAGCUUACGACAUCAAAACCACCUUCAACCGUGCACCAAUGGUGACCGUCAUCUCCUUUGGCUGUCCACGGGUGGGAAACCGAAAUUUUCGAUGUGAACUGGAAAAACAGGGCACCAAAGUCUUAAGAAUAGUGAACACGGAUGACCUGAUAACAAAAGUACCCGGGUUUGUUCUUGAAGACGAUGCUGUAGACCCAACAGGAUUGCCAAGCUGGAUUCAAAAGCGUAUAGAGGAAACCCAGUGGGUUUACGCCGAUGUCGGGAGAGAACUCAGGCUCUGCAGCAGAGACUCCCCCUACCUCAACAGUAUCAACUUUGCCACGUGUCACGAUCUCAAGACGUACCUCCACUUGGUCAAUGGGUUCGUGAGCUCCACUUGUCCGUACAAAGCCACGGAACAGAGACUCCUGAACAACCAUAUCACAGAGAAACUCAUGGCAUAAAUUCUUUUUUUUUUUUUUAAUUAACUCGAGAAUUUUGGGGGGAGAUGGGGAUUCUUAGCUAGCCUGUAUCAUCUUACGAAAGUAAAGUAUGGUGUAGAUCAAGCAGAAGAAGUAUGUAUAAAAGUAUUGGCUCUAA
Molecule: messenger RNA, 1516 nt
Organism: Rubroshorea leprosula
Lineage: Eukaryota; Viridiplantae; Streptophyta; Magnoliopsida; Malvales; Dipterocarpaceae
Source: the annotation of a GenBank genome assembly